Pomacea canaliculata is the source of this 2391-nucleotide messenger RNA. Its product is annotated as photoreceptor-specific nuclear receptor-like. Bases 161 to 1600 code for a protein of 479 amino acids. Gene Ontology annotation, molecular function: nuclear receptor activity; RNA polymerase II cis-regulatory region sequence-specific DNA binding. Gene Ontology annotation, biological process: cell differentiation; regulation of transcription by RNA polymerase II; anatomical structure development. The transcript is spliced from 3 exons. The record is from RefSeq and is a predicted model, not a curated record. NCBI's taxonomy places the organism in Eukaryota, Metazoa, Mollusca, Gastropoda, Architaenioglossa, Ampullariidae.
AAUUAAUUAAUUCAACUUAUUUCUCUGUAGCUGUUACUGCCGACGACAGCUCCAUGGAUGAGGGCAAGAUGACCAAGAGAGCGAAAAGGAGAACCACAGAGCCAGCGCGAAAUCCCCUGCCUCUGGCAGCUCUUCAGUUAGCUCCGAGCACGUGACCCCCAUGCUCGUCGAACGCUCGUCGUUUUCUAAAGACCAGCUGCCCUUCUCUGCCCUCUCAUCGCCCUUGCCGCUGUCCAUGUCCCGCUCCCCUGACCUCGGGGGCAAGUCGUUGGCGGCGGUACGUGGGGGACGGGGUUCGAGCCCUUCUCCCAGCAAGAAGACCAAGACUCCUUGCGGUUCCGCCUUUGUUGUCCCCGUUGGUCAGUCGUUAAACUCGUCUUCGUCGUCGACGAUGUCGUCGGUCCCUUCGCCACAGCAGCCAGCUUCGUCGUCGACCAAAGCCAAGCCGUCGCUGUUUAAGUCUGUGAUGUCAGCAACUGCAACUCCCCCUCUUGUGGUGCCGUCCUCUCCAACUUCCGGCUUCCCAUCCAACAGCUCGGCAUCCGGAGUGGCUAGUCCUGGGGAGCUGUCCUUUCCUGGCGGUCAUUCUCUGUUCUCGUCCCCGCACAAGAGUAGUCUUCCCCUUUCUCUGCCCUUCCAUCUCCCAUUUCCAGGGUUCCUGCAGCUGGCCGCAUCCUCUUGCGUGUCCUCAUCGUCAUCAGUCCACAGCACAGCAUCAGCCACCUCUCCAGCUCACAGCCAUGCGCAAACAGCUUUACCAUCCACCACUUCCGGUUCCGCGUUCUUGGACAGUUCAGCAGCAGCAGUAACAGCAGCGGCGGCGGUGGCGGCGCCCUUGCCAGGAAGUGGCCGUUUGAUUCCAGUUCCGGCCACUCUGACGCAAACGCAUUCGACGAUGGCUUGGCCGCAGCUUCCUGCUUCUAGUUCCUGGUCCUCCACUUUGUCCUCCAGCAACUGGCCCUCCAACACCUGGCCCUCCAGCGCUUGGCCUCCGUCCUUGCCUCACCUGAGCGAUAGGGACGAGGCGCAGCUGGUGACGCAUGUGCUGCAGGCAGUCCAGAGCAACAUCCGGUGGGUGGCGGGGCUUCCGAGCUUUGCCGAGCUCAGCCGAAGGGACCAGCUGGUCUUGCUGGAACAGUCGUGGAGUGAGCUGCUCAUGCUCAGUGCUCUUCAGGGUCAGCUGUGCCACGAGCUAGUGUUUCUUACAUCACUGUCUGGCCUGCAAAACAAGGAGACGUUGACGAUGGAGUUGAUGAAAAUCACAUCUCGUGCGCAUGCGCUAUCCAUUGAUGGAGAGGAGCUCAGUCUGCUUAAGUGCUUGGCUCUGUUUAGACCAGAACGUCGAGGUCUAGUGGACACGAGGACUGUGGAAGCCAUCCAGGAAAACGCGACAGUCAUGCUAAACCAGCACGUGCAGUCCGUGGUGCCUCCCCUCCACGCCCCAGGGCUGCGCCACACCAACCUGCUGCUGCUACUGAAAGACAUCCAGGACCUGCAGCCUGCUGCGCUGGCCGCUGCCCUCUUCCGGCGCCUGCCGCAUGCUCUGCCCGUCGAACUCUUCGUCUGCAACGUCUUCACCAUGGCGCUGGACCGGCGCUGACGUCACUCGUGUGACAGAAAACACGAUAUGCGACCGCAGGGGCCGGAACCUGUAUGUGCCCUCAUGCCUUAUCUCCCUUACUUGCAUUAGAAGCUCGGAGAAGGGGGAAGGAUGUCGGGCCUUUCAAAGGCAGGCUAUCCCGGAUAGUCGGCUUCCGGUCAGACGGUUCGAGCGCACUUCAUUCCCGUUUAGCGACGUGACGUAGGAGGCAGCACCCCGAAAGCUUCGGCGAGGAUAUCCGCGAGAGAUAAAAAUAGAGGAGAACAAAAUAGUCUGGAUCCGUGAGCUACAGCUUCAGGCGUAGUGACUUUUCUGCUGAAACAUUCAAAACACGUGACGUAAGGAGCGAAAAAGCGGGCGAUAACCCAAAAGAAAUUUUACUGAAGCUAUAGAUCAGUCAAAUUCUUGUUCCUCAUCGACAGAUCACUUCUUUCUAUCCAUUUGACAUUUAACCCCACUCUAUCCCUUUAGGAUGAUUAGGACGACCCAUAAAAGACGUAGUCAAAGUCUUUGAUCGGCAAUGCACGUGAAACAUUACCUACAGUUAACAUACUCUUAAGAGCUAGACACUCUAGGGACAGAAUUAUUUGAAUGGAAAUUGAUGGUAGGUACCACUAACACACAAUAGUACCUCUCCUCUUACCAGGCACAACCCAACGAUCUCUAUAUUUUUAUUUUCAAACUUUCAUUUCCAAGUCCUUUUUCUUCCAUCUUCCACUAAAUGCAAUUUUUCAACACAAACUAAUGAUAUUUAGCAUUAUUUAAGUUUAAUAAAUGCUGUUCAGUUUUAA